Gamsiella multidivaricata is the source of this 2598-nucleotide messenger RNA. RefSeq names its product beta-lactamase-like protein. Gene Ontology annotation, molecular function: 3'-tRNA processing endoribonuclease activity. The record is from RefSeq and is a predicted model, not a curated record. Lineage: Eukaryota; Fungi; Mortierellomycota; Mortierellomycetes; Mortierellales; Mortierellaceae. Gene Ontology annotation, cellular component: mitochondrion. The transcript is spliced from 4 exons. Gene Ontology annotation, biological process: mitochondrial tRNA 3'-end processing. Bases 1 to 2598 code for a protein of 865 amino acids.
AUGAGGGCAUAUCUCCAGGUUCUCAGCACCGGCACCGCAGACUGUCCUUCCUCCGUGAUCCUCCACUUUGACGCGCAGCGAUAUAUGAUCAACUGCGGUGAGGGCACCCAGCGCCUCUGCAUGGAGUCCAAAUUCCGUUUCUCAAAGAUCAAGACCAUCUUCUUCACCCGCACCCACUGGGACUGCAUCGGCGGUGCUCCAGGUAUGCUUCUGACUCUGUCAGACGUUGGAACCGGACACAUCAAGCUGGUGGGAGGCGAAAACCUGACCCAUGCCUUGAUCUCCACACGCCAAUUCGUUUACAGGAACACCAUGGCUGUCGACACCUUGGAGAUGAGCGAGAACGAAAACACAUACAGCGACGAGAACCUCCGUGUCACUGCCGUUCAGGUCUAUCCCGACAACUUUGUUCGUGAUUCACCGUAUGAGUGGCCAUAUCAUAGAUCAGUCGGCGGCCGAUUCUCGCUAGACAACUCUACUGCGCCUGCUUCAUCUGCGACAGAUUCCACUCCCGUCGCCAUCGGAUCCAAGAGGUCCUCGGACGAGUUGCAGCCAUCUUCAUCGCCGACUGUUAAGGAUCAAGUCAAAGAUCCGCAGGAGAUCAGGAAGCAGAUUCUGGCUGGCAUGCUGAACUUGAGCGGCACUGUAGGAGACUCGUCCACAGCCAACAAGAAAAUUAAGCGGAACAAAAAUACCAAUGGGGGCAAUUGCACUGCUCAGACGGCGACUGCGGCAGUGACGGAUGUUGACGCGAUCGAGGCGGCACGUUCAAGAAGCAAUAAUGGACGGUUCAUGGAGCUGCCGAGGACGAGCCCCAACACCAGCGCGAUCAGCUAUAUCUUUCAGACGCCAGACUAUGUCGGUAAGUUUGAUCAGGAGGCCGCUAUCAAACUUGGUCUCAAGCCUGGCAGGCUCUACGGUAAUCUCGUCAAGGGAAUCUCCGUUUCUUUGGAAUCAGGAGAGAUUAUCCAUCCUCACCAAGUCAUCAGUGGUGCUCGUCCAGGAAGAGUCUUCAUGGUGAUUGACUGCCCGACUGUCGAAUACAUCUCUUCGCUGGUAAAAUCCAAGGAGUUCGAGAGAUUUCAAGGAUUAGGAUCAGGAUCAGAGUCAGAGGCGGGCAAGGACCGUCUGAAGGCUGAGUGUAUUGUUCACCUGGGUAGCCACUCUGUUCUGAGUCACCCCGACUACAAAGCCUGGAUGCAGCUCUUCGGACCGGACACUCAGCACAUCGUUGCCAAUCAGGACUACUGCUCUCAAAAACUGAUCUGGCAAAGUCAGUCGCGCACCUGCCACAAGCUGUCGAAACUGGAUCCGACCAUUUUCCCGAUCCCAUACCACGACAAUACACCAGCACAUGAUCUGGCCACUGAUCUUAAAGGAAUAGUGGUCAAGGCUCAAGUGGCAGAGAGUUUGCUGGGAUAUCAAUUGGAGCCCUCGGUAGGGUGGGAACGCUCAGAAAUUAUCAACCCAAUGGAACCAUUUCACGGCCACGAUGCAUCGAGUGAGAAGACCCCGCCAUAUAUGAAGGAAUACUAUGAGUUGGCAGACAAGGCGAACGAAGAGAUUGCAAAGGAUAUCAAGACGUAUUCGGAGGAGAUCCCAGGAAAGGACGUUAUCUUGACGGCGCUUGGCACUGGAUCGUCGCAUCCCUCAAAGUAUAGAAACGUCAGCGCUACGUUGCUGGACAUGCCGAACGGUGGUACCUUUUUUUUGGAUUGUGGUGAAGGAACUUUUGGGCAGAUGUUCCGCCAAUUUGGCGGCUACAAGCGAUCUGCGGAGCAAAGAAAUUAUGUUGAGGAUCGGAUCAAGAGACUGAAGGGAAUCUUUAUCUCGCAUCUUCACGCGGACCAUCAUCUCGGCGUCGUCACCGUCAUUGACAGCUGGAAUAAGCUUCGCGAUGCGGACGCAGAGCCGUUGUAUCUGGUGGCGCCAUUGAAGUUCAACGGCUUCUUGCAGGAACUGUCGGAUGUACAGGACUUUGGGUACAAGAAUGUACAGUUUAUCAACUGCGAGGACAUGGUGUAUUGGCGGGACAAGUACGACUAUCGCAGGCAGAACAUUCAAGCUAUUCUGGACCGCCUUCUGGAGUCAUCUGGCUUCGAUGAGAUCUCUACUGUAGAUGUGAUCCAUUGCCCCUGGUCGUAUGGCAUCAGCAUGACACACAAGGAGGGCUGGAAGGUUGUUUACUCGGGUGACACUCGGCCCUGCGAGAACCUUGUACAGGCGGGCCAUGGUGCUACAGUGGUGCUACAUGAAGCGACAUUCGAGGAUGACAUGUCUGAGCUUGCCCUGGCUAAGAAGCACUCGACAACGCAGGAGGCAAUCAUGGUGGGCGAGGGCAUGGAGGCAAAGUAUACGAUGCUGACGCACUUCAGUCAGCGAUACCCUAAGAUCCCGAAGUUUGACUCUGAGGACAAGACGACGCAGAUCGGUAUCUGCUUUGAUAUGAUGAGUGUCAAGCUGGGUCAGAUUGGGAGGUUGGCAAAGUAUCUGCCGGCGCUGCAGACGCUGUACUCACCACAGAGUGAGGAGGCCCAGGAAGGCGAAGGCGAGGUCAGGGACAGCGAGCUCAAGAGCUUAGCACCACAUGCGGAAUGA